This is a messenger RNA of Bactrocera oleae (olive fruit fly), 368 nucleotides long. The record is from RefSeq and is a predicted model, not a curated record. Lineage: Eukaryota; Metazoa; Arthropoda; Insecta; Diptera; Tephritidae.
GAAAAGGUGCAUCCGGUUCGUUUAAAUUAUCAGUGGCUGCCAAUAAAUCAAGUAAAUCCGGUGAAGGUAAAUCGAAGUCAAAAGCGGUAAAAUCUAUCGAGAAGAAGCCCAAAAAGAAAUCGACAGAUGGUGUAGCGUCAAAAAAGAAGGCAGCGGUUGGCGGUAAGAAAAUAAGUGGCGAGAAAAAAGUGAAGAAAACUGUUACUAGCAAGAAAACAGCGGAGAAGAAGAAAAGUGAAAAAGCCAAACCGAAAGAUGCAAAAAAGACUGGAUCAGUUAAAGCCAAACCAGCUAAAGCUAAAUCGUCUCCGAAUAAAGCAAAGGCAUUAAAAGCUAAAACACCUAGUGUCAAAACCAAGAAAGCAGCG